AUCAUCUUUCCACUUUGCUCUGCUGAAGCAGACAAUCUUGCCUACUGAGUUGCCAUUCGCAAUAUGUUUGUGGAGAGAAGAGAAAGUUGUGUUUGUUGACAUAUAAAAUAGUUAAGGUUUUAAGAAAUAUAACGCAAAUAUGGAUUUUGGAAAACUGUUAUAUACUGCCCACAAAAAUGAAAAAUCAGCUAACAAAGAUAUCAAGUGUUACAAAACCAAAUUUGAACCACCGAAGAAAGAGGUCAAAACUAAAACAGAUUUAUCGGCUAAUAUAAAAAAAUUCAUGCAAAAGCGUGAGGAAGAGGAUAGAAAAAAAGCUGAAGAAGAGAAAAAAAAGAAAGAGGAACUGUUGGCUCUGAGAAGCCAAGACAAGAAAGCGUACAAGAGAGUACAGACUAUGUUGAAGCGCACCAAGUCAGCCAACAAGAGUGUCAUGGAAGAUGCCAUAGACGACGUCAACACUGUAGUUACCAUGGCAGGACCACAGCAAUGCGAUGAGGACGACUACGGAUACGUGUCCCAGGAGGCUUCAGCGUUUUAUGCCAAGCUGAUGGACAAAUACUCAAGCAUGCCACCAGAAGAACCCAAGUUCUCUCAGUCCAAGAAACCUGUCGUCAAAGACUUGAAUGCCGCCAAGGACCGUGUCAGAGCAGCAUUGCAAAGAGAGGAAGAAGAAGAAAUGAUGCCUCACAAAAGGAAAAGAAAGUCAAAAUCUGAUAAGGCAGGUGAAGAAAAUGGUGAAUCAGAGAGAGGGGAUGAAAGAUCAAGAUCGAGGGAACAUUCUCCGGUGGAGGAACCGAAGCCAAAAAAGCCAAAGAAGAUGGCGCCUCCACCCAUGGACUUCAAUUCCUUAUUGAAGCUCGCAGAACAAAAGCAGUUUGAACCCAUACAGAUUGAGAAAAAGGUCAAAGAGGAUGAAGAAGAGAGGCCCAUGACAAAGAAACAAAAGUUGGAAUAUGAACGGGAACGUGAAAGUAGAGAAAGAAGAAUGCAACAUGAAAGCAUGAAGAAUGGGCAAAGAAGGCCAGAAUCUCUAAAUAGAAUUCCAAAACUAUCUGAUGGAGGUGAAAGGAAGGAUAAAAUCAACGGAUUUGGACGUAUUCCUAAGAAAUCCAACCCUGAAGGCAAGCCUAGGGUCGAUGAACCUGAUGGCAAUAUUCUAAGGAACGUUCUUAAGAGAAAAAAUUCUAUUGAUUCUGACAGUAAUAGCAGAAACAAUUCUGAUAGUGAUCGCUCAAAGCAAACAAAUCAUCGAACAGAUCGACCAAAAAGCCACCAGGAUUCUAAUCGUUCUACAAGUAACUCUGAUGUCAACCGUAGAACAGAAUCUUCACACAAGAACUAUGAGAGAAAGAGUACGAAUCCUUCACAAGCCUCCAUAACAGCAAAUAAAACCAAGUCAAGAAAUCAUAACAUGUCCGAUGAGGAACAUUCUGAGGCCUCAGACUCGGGUUAUGAGAGAUCCGGUUCUCUCGGAAAUGACCAAAACCGAAAUUACAAACCUGACAGAUCCAACUCUUCCAACACAAACCAUAGAUCCAACCACAAUUCUAGCAGAGACUUCUCAGAAAGAAAUGGUUACAGUGACAGACCUAGAAAGCAAUCAGAUAAUGAGCACUCAGAUUCUCAGUCAGGCAGUGAUAGUAGAAAGUACACGUCUGAGAAAAAUCGUCCAAAUACCUCCAGUUACAAACAGAAGCCAGAAGUUAAGUACAAGCCUGACACAGAAAGAUCAAUGUCUCAGGUAAAACCAUCCAAAACAUCUAGUGGAAGGCCUACGGAGACAAGCCGUGAUAGACCUCGUUCCCCUAAUGACAGGUACAAACAGUCGUAUUCUGACUCAGAACCUGAUGAUGACAAAUACAGACCAUCCAAGGUCCAACCCUCCUCUUAUGAGAAGAAGUCGACCUUAAAUAGCAGACCAAUUGAGCGUAGUCGAGAUCGGUCCCGUUCACCCGAAACACCCAAAUACGAGGUCAAACGCAAACAUCCUGAAGCAGAUAAUGGUGAAAAAUAUGUACCUUCUAAAAAAGUCAAGAUGCCGUCAAGCAAAGAAAAGAAAUUGAUGAGUUUAUUCGAAGGAUCAGAUGAUGAAUUUUCAUCAAGUCAUGACAAUUCUAGGUCACACAAGGAUAUUGAAAACAGAAACCCUAAACCUUCCUUUAAUGGUGAUCGGCAAAAACCUGUUCAACUAGACUCCAAAUUCAAGAUCCCCAAAGCAAACUCUAAUGCCGACAGACAAAAAGUUGUUCAAAAACCAGAAAAAUACAAAUCUUCGGAAUAUGAAAAAACUAAUCUGAAAUCGUUAGAAAAUGUCAGAUCUUCCUCAAGCUCCAGUUCAAAACCACCUGUUACUAAAGAAGUAAGUAAACAACCGACGAAUUUAAGACCAGAAAAGUCAUCUAAUUCUAAACCAGAUUUGGACAAAAAUCGAAUUUCUGUUGACAAAAGUAAAGAAAAGCCAAGAUCUUCUAAUAAUGAAUCGCCGAAACCACUCAGCUCCUCAGACAACACGAAAAAAGUACCAUCCCAGCAAAGUGCUGAAGAAAUGUUGAAGAAAAAUGCAAAUGUUUGGUCAAAACCCUGUAAUCUAUCACCGUCUGCAAAGCCAUCAGGCUCAGGUUUGAGUGCCAGUCAGAUUGAGAGGUUGAGGCAGAUGAAUAAAAAACCAACACCGGCGAAGACGAGCACUCAGAGCCCGAGGGAUGAAAGAACAUCAGAUGGGAGACCCUUGCUUCCGAGAUCACUGGGACCUCAGGGAAAACCGAGCUUGCUGAAAGCAGCUGCUGCUGCUGCCGCCUCCAGAGCUGCCUCUCAGAGAGCGCAAACAAACUCAGAUACUAGAUCAUCGGAAAAACAACCUCCUACAACAAAACAAUUGAAUCGACAAGAAUCUUCUGCUGGUGCCUCGAACAAACCUCGAGAUCCCAAGGACUCUAGACCCAAGCAAUUUCCUCCAAGCGAUCUCAGACCGAAGCAGUUCCCUCCUAAUGAUCUCAAACCGAAGCAGUUUCCCCCCAGUGACCUCAGACCGAAGCAAUUUCCACCAAGUGACCUCAAACCAAGGCCUUUUCCACCAAAGGAUGUCCGAGGUCGUCAGUUUCCACCUGCCGAUGUUAAGAGGAAACCUAAACCUCGUCGUAUUGAGUCCGAGUCAGAAGAGGAGUAUGAUUCUGAGAUGGAUGACUUCAUCGAUGAUGGGUCGGACAUGAAUAUGGAACAAAUCUCAAAGGAAAUUCAAUCAAUAUUUGGCUACGAUAAGUCCAGGUUUAUGGGAAUGGAAGAGGACGACGAGUGCAUGGAGUCAAACUUUGGUCAAAUUGAUCAAGAGGAACUGCGCAGUCUUAAAAUAGGUUUGACAGAAGACUGGGAAGACAUGAAGAAGGAGAUGGAGGAGAAGAGAGCGAAGGCGAGAAGGAGAAUGGAACUGAUGAAGAAGAAAAGGUGAUUCCAGUUCCACGAGUCUAGAGCCGUAAUUUAGUUUUUAUUUAAGUGCUGUAUUUGUGUAUAUUAUCUCAAAAACCGUACAAUAGAUCAUUCGGUUUCCUUAAAUUAGCUCAAAUAUACCUCAGACAAUAUUUGAGGUAACUAUAUUAUGUACUACAAAAUGAUGCUUGUCUUUAUUAUGUUUUGUACAAGAAGAUAUGCUAAAGUUCACUGGAUUUAUCUUCACAGUCUUAUAAUUACAAAAACAUAAAUAUUAUGUUUUGAAGUAUUUUUCUCUGCUCCAGAACAUAAACAAGACGUGUGCUCCGUCAUUUACCAUUAGAUAUCCUAAAUGAAUCUUUAAGUUUUGCUAUCAAAAUUUAAAUAGUGUUUUAAUGCAUAUUUAUUGAUCUAGGUAUAAUGUAUUAUUUUAUACACGAUUUUAUACGUUAUUGUAUUACGUAACUUUACAUGUGUUUUGUUUAAUUCUUUUAGAGUGCUGUGAUAGGCAUAUUUUGUUGAUAACGAUUAUCAAAAACAAUGUUGUAAGUUUACAGGGCUUAUUAUUCACUUUCUCACCCUUGUAAGAAUGUUUGUUAUAUAUGAAUUGUCUGGUUUUUUCUGUUUCAAUACUUGCCAGUAAAUAAUGCACAGGGAAAACGAGGACUCAAAUUUAAAUUAUUAUUACGUUUUACGAAAUAUAUUUUUAAGAACCGUUUUUGAAUCUGUGAUUUAUGUUGCUGGAAGACAUAAUAUUUUAUUUUAUUUUAUUUCUUUUAAUAAAUUUGAGUGGGUUUUUGUGAUACUAGACUUGUUAAACAAGUUUGGACUUGUAACGUUAUUUGGCUUUCGUACAUUGCCAAAGGUUUUCUGAAGACAACCUUUCUCGUACGGCAUAAAAGCCCAGUUCAUACUUACAAUUUUAUAAAAAGUGAAAUUACUUUUACACUGAGAGUAUAUAUAAAUAGUAGAUAUAUAAAAUAUGUAGUGUUUUGUAUUCCAGCUAAGUUUCUAUUGUAUGUAUAUGGCAGAUAGCAUAAUAAAAUUGUCUCUCUUUUUAAAAUAAUGAAAAUAAAGUUAAAAGCUUUAUAGGGUGGUAAUUACACUCUUUAAAAUAUGUUGUUUAUUUUACCCGUGUUUCCAAAAAAGCGUUGGGGCCAAUUCAAAUUUCAGAUGUCAACACACUUAUCGACCCAUAAAUUGAAGAAAAAUUCAAUCUGGCACAAUGUAUAAAAUCCGUUUAUCUUGUCCCUAUACGAAAUGGCAGUUAAUUAAUUAAUAGCUGCAAAUUUUUGUCAGUCAAACUUUUUUUCUUUGGCUGUACUGUUAGAUUGACCUUUUUUAAUCUUUGGAAUAUUUUUAUUACAUGAUUGGAAGUUUGUUUUGAAGUUCUUUUUGCUAAGCUCUUUGUUCCUAAAUGGGGAGGGCUUUGAAAUGACUACAAAUUUGUAGUUCUUUAUUUUUACUCAUCUGAAAUAGUACUUACAGCAAAAUCCAAAUCUGAUUCAUACAGGAAGUUUUAACUUGUACUCAUAAAAAAUGGCAGAUCGUUCAAAAAUGUACCUUUAUUAUUUAGGGUUUAAAAAUAAAAAUGAGGAAUAGAGGGAAAUGAGAAACUUUAAUAUUUUAAUGCGGAAUUUAGUGGUGUAAUGAUUAUUUCCAGAAUUAGUCAAAUGUCAAUCAAUCAAUCAAUCUUUAUUUGCCUUUUUACAUAUGACAUGCAUUGACAAAGUCAGUAAUAUUGUCUAGAUGACAUGGUCAGAAACAAGCAAUAAAACCAAACUAUUCAGUUUUUAAAAUAUCAUUACAGUUUAAAAUUAUUCUUUGAAUAUCAAUAUCAUAAUGAAAGACAAUAGUUUAACAAAAGGAGAUUUUAAAAUAAUUGAACAACAAAAGAAUUUAUAAAAGUUUAACAGAUAUUAAAUUUAAAAAUAUUUUAACUGAUUGCACGUGAAUUACUACAAUACUAGCACAACAAUUUGAAAUCUUAGGAUAACAGGUUACAAUAUAAGAUUCUACAGAUGAAAUUUACAGUACUGAAUAAAAAAAGGACAGUUUCUAGAUUAAAAUUGAACAAUUUACUGAAAUCUCAUUGUUGUUUACAAAUAUAUGUUUUCAAUUGUAGUAUAACAGAUUUAGCGAGCUGUACAGUGGAUCCUGUAUACAUUAUUAACAAACUAAAAAUUUAAUAUCCUUGUAGUUAAAAAACUCUGAUAGGGUAUAGAAAGGAUUGUUCAAAAGCCAAUGUCACUAAUUAUAAAGGGAAAAGGUAUAUUUAUUAUUGAAACCGAAAUGUGGAAAUCAAAUUUUUAAACUGUCACCGUUUGUAUAGGGAUAAGUAAACGUUUUUUCAUAAACCACAUUAGAAUUCCUUUUUUUUUUUUUUGUUCGUACAUUUGAUGGGUUACAUGAUGGUUGGCUGACGUUUUGAAAGUUUGAAUUGCCUCUUCUUCACAUUUUUAGAAAAAAGGGCUAACAAACGAAUGCUCAAAAAAAUUACUAGAACUCUUUGAAGUACUAGAAGAUUUCCCUGUUACUUUUAUUGUACUUUCAUUAUUUUAAAAAUAUAAAAGAAGCUGGGUUUUACUUCAUAAAAAUAUCACCAAAACGAGACAAAGUGUAAUUCAGUUUGAAUUACAUUUAUACAAUUAUUAUGGUAUUUCAAAAUAAAAAUUUGUGGGCCAGUAGUAACAUAAUCAACUAAUUAUUAAUAUACAAAUUACAUAAUUUGUACUUAAUGACAAUUUUUUCCACCUUGUAACGUGUGUGUGUGUGUUUUUCAUUACUCUUUUCUUGUUAUAUCUGUGUUAUAAAACUAAUGUUGUGGUUAUUUUGGGUUGUGAUUGUUUAUUUUUGUAAUCAUAGUAUUGUUUUUCCCUGUUUGAAUGUUUACUAAUUUGUACAUAUACAAAAUUAGAAGUUUUAGUCAUUUUUAUCCAUAAUUUAAUUUUUAAGUGUGCAUGUAAAAUGUCUAAGUGACUAAGGUUGUCUUUAGUGUGUAGUAUUUCUAUUGUCUGACAAUACAGAUCAGUUCAAUAAGGUAAAACAUAAUUAUUGUGUUAGGCUAAAUACAAGUUGUGAAAAUGUAUUAAAAAUAUUUUGAAGUUGAAACUUAUUUAUUUAUAAGUUUAAAAUUCAUGUAGAACAAUAUAUGUCACAAUUUUUUAAUAAUUAUAUUAAAAAACGUCUUAAAUCUCACAGCUUGGAGUUUACAUUUAUUUUUUACAAGGUAAAAAUUAAGUUGAAAUUAAAUUAACCUUGCGGUUACAGAACAAAACGUAAUCUACUUACUGGAUAGCCCUCGUAUUAUGUUUUUUUUUAUUAUUUUGAAUGUAUCAAGAAAUACCUUUAAUAUGACAAGCGAAAAUAUAAAUUCUUUGUGUACUUUAACCUCUUUCAGUUGGUGUCUAUAUUAUUUGACCAUAUCAAGUAAUAAUAAAAAACAAAAGUGCGUUUAAGCUGGUGUAAUCGAUUAUGGGCUUGAAAAAUAUGUUUAAUGUUAAAUUCAUAGCUUUUAAGAUAACUGUCGUCCUUUUAACUAUUUAUGAGAAUUGUUUUUAUUAUUUAAUAUAAUUGACAUUUAAACUAAAUUAAAUUUCAUAAUAAAUAAAAAAUGUCACUACUUAACCCUUUGGCUGCUAAGAAUUUUUUGACAUGUUAUCCCAAAAGUGCUCAGGUUUUUAUCGGAUUUUAUCCCAAAAGUGCUAAGCCUAAAAUGGUGAAUUUGUAGAGUUUUACAAAACAAAUCAUAAGUUCCUCAAAUUUUAACCUAUUUCAUU
Messenger RNA from Homalodisca vitripennis (glassy-winged sharpshooter), 7205 nucleotides. RefSeq names its product protein SPT2 homolog. Lineage: Eukaryota; Metazoa; Arthropoda; Insecta; Hemiptera; Cicadellidae. The coding region runs from base 140 to 3448 and encodes 1102 amino acids. The record is from RefSeq and is a predicted model, not a curated record. The transcript is spliced from 8 exons.